AUGCUGUCUCUCUCUUUCUGUCCACCAUUUUUGCCUCGAAGCUUUUUGCUGAGAGUUCUCGCUUCGAUCAGCCAGCCAAUGCGAAGCAUGGUGCAGCUCAGGCUACUGCUGGUGGUCUUCGUGCUCCUCGCCUCCUGCUGGCUUCAGCUGCUGCUCGCGUUCCCGUUUCCCCUCCCGUUUCUUGGUCCCUUCACGAGCCAACACGACAUCGAUGCGAUAAACGAGCUGUACGCGUCACUGGGCUCGCCUGACCUCCAUGGCUGGGCUUCUUCAGGAGGAGACCCCUGCAUGGAAGCAUGGCAGGGGGUGCUAUGCCUUGGCCCCAACAUAACCUCGAUUGAGCUCAGAGGUGCAGGCCUGGGAGGGAAGCUGAGUGAGACACUGGGGAAGUUCACUGCCAUGACAACACUGGAUCUGAGCAACAACCGGAUUGGCGGAGUGAUUCCUCAGAGCUUACCAGCUGCAGUAACACAAAUGGAUUUGUCUUCGAAUAAUAUAAACGGCAAGCUCCCGGAUUCGAUGGCGAAUCUGGACUCGCUUUCUACACUGCAUGUUCAGAACAAUCAGCUAACUGGAACACUUGAUGUGCUAGGAGAUCUGCCCCUGAAAGACUUGAACGUAGAGAACAAUCUUUUCUCAGGACAAGUCCCAGAAAAACUGCUCAGCAUCCCAAAAUUUCUAAGAAAUGGCAACCAUUUUGGCAUCCCGGCGAUCCCCGGGUCUUCUCCAACUCCGGCUACCCCCAGCAUCCCCGGCUCCCAUCCGACUCCAGCGGCGGCGGCGGCGGCGGCGGCGCCUCGAUCUGGUCCUGCUACUAAUGCCUCGCACCCUCCCAUAUAUGUAAUUCCGGCCACUCCACAGGGCGCUGCACGGGGCGAGCCACCGAGGCACGGCAAGAAGGUCUCGCCGGCGAAAGCCGCGGGGUUUAGCGUCCUCGCCGCCGGGUCACUGACCAUUGCCGUGCUCCUGGUCGUGUUCGCCGUGUCGAGACGGCGGCGGGAGACGUCUCACCUUCACGGUGGGUUUCUGAGGGGAGUCGAGAUGAGCACGCCGGAUUGGAGAGGGAAGCCUCCGAGACAAGAGGGUGCAGUUGUCAAGGCAGACAAAGAACAAAGCAUAGUUCCAGGAGAGAAGGCUACCAAGAGCAGCAUUUCUUCACAUCAGAAUGUUCAGGAGAGUUUACGAGGCCAUCCAUUGCAAUUUAAGUUCAGAUUCUUCACAGUUGCAUCCUUGCAACAGUACACUAACAGUUUCAGCGAGCAGAGCCUGGUUAGGCAAAACCUGUUCGGCAAAAUCUACCUAGCAGAGCACCAAGACAUCAAGUUUGCAGUACUGAAGCUCGAUGAUGCAAUCGCGAGAAUGGCAGUGGACGAGUUCUUGGGGAUGGUUCAGAGAAUCUCUGAGCUCCAGCAUCCCAGCAUCGAGGAGCUCGCAGGAUGCUGCGUCGAGCACGGUCAGAGGCUGCUCGUCUACAAGCAUUUCAGCGACGACACCCUCGACGACAUGAUCCAUCUGAAGCAGCAGCAGCAGCAGCAGCUGGUGUCAUCAGAUGAUCGAGUUCAUCAUGGCAAGAUCGCUCUUCCGUCAUGGGAUGCCCGGGUUGCCGUCGCCCUCGAAGCUGCAAAAGCCCUAGAGUACCUCCAUGAGGGCGGUCAGAGGCAGGCUGUGCACCGGCAUUUCAGGCCUGAGCAUGUUCUGGUCGACGGCGAGAUGCGAGUGCGCGUGUCUGGAUGCGGCCUUGCUGCUGCUGCUGCUGCGAAAUCCGGCUCGGAUCUUCAGCCGGAGCGCUGCAUCGACGCGCUGAGCUACGAGCCACCGGAGGCGGAGGCGGCGGCGGCGGCGCCAUGGACGGCGAAGGGCGACGUGUACAGCUUCGGGGUGGUGAUGCUGCAGCUUCUGACGGGGCGCAGGCCCUGCGACAGCGCGCGGCCGCGGGGGGAGAGGCGGUUGGUGCCGUGGGCGAGCUCGCGGCUGCACGACCUGACGGCGCUGGAGAAGAUGGCCGACCCGCGGCUGGCGCCGGCGCCGGCGCCGGUCAGGUCGCUCUCGCGGUUCGCCGACAUCAUCAGCCGGUGCACGCAGGAGGAAGCGGAGUUCCGGCCGGCGAUGUCGCAGGUGGUGCAGGAUCUGCGGCGCACGCUGCAGAGCGCACGCGGCGCUGGUGGAGAGCAGAGCUGCAGUAUACUCCUGAGCGUUGCCGGGAAAAAGAAAUGAAAUUGCACCUGUGUAAAAAUACAUAGUACUGCUCCAUAAUCAGACAAAUUUCCCGGUAA
Molecule: messenger RNA, 2273 nt
Organism: Oryza brachyantha (malo sina)
Lineage: Eukaryota; Viridiplantae; Streptophyta; Magnoliopsida; Poales; Poaceae
Product: protein STRUBBELIG-RECEPTOR FAMILY 3-like
Biological process (GO): protein phosphorylation
Molecular function (GO): protein binding; protein kinase activity; ATP binding
Source: RefSeq, a predicted model, not a curated record